Molecule: messenger RNA, 3688 nt
Organism: Penaeus chinensis
Lineage: Eukaryota; Metazoa; Arthropoda; Malacostraca; Decapoda; Penaeidae
Exons: 11
Coding region: 91-1917 (608 amino acids)
Source: RefSeq, a predicted model, not a curated record
GUGAAAUACCAAAAUGUACAUAAAUUAAUCGAAUAUUCCAGUAAAGGUGCUGUUUGGUAGUGAUUCCUGCAAAGGAGUGUUUGCGAAACCAUGUUUUCCAAAGAAGUCCUAAGUCUCAUUGUAAUUUUAGAAGCCUCCUCGUUCGCAACAGCCUUCCAGAAUGACACGAUCUUCCCGCCCAUUAUCCAAGGUGAUUGGUUUAGCUGGGAAGAUGGGCGGGGCAUCGACACCGAAAUCUUCCAGAACGAGAUAAGUGGGCGGGGCAAACCUGUGGAUCGACGUAUGAUUCGUCGAGAUAUCUAUGAAUACGUCUUUGCCCACCAAUCAGGAUGCUACAUCUGUUCCCGGUUCCUCAUCAGGUCUUGGAAUGUUAUGGAGAGAUUAGAUAGUUUCUGCAUCACGCCCGAAUCCCGCAGCAGCGCGCCCACAGCAUCCAGCAUCUGCGGGUGGCUGGACGACCGGACGGAAGGCUACGUGAUGUUCAGACUGGAUCCCUCGCCCAUCAACUGCCGCCCUUCAGUGCAUGGGCUGUUUCACUUCGCUUGGCAGAACCGGUUUAGUUUCACAGGGGAAUGCAACCACCCCGGGGCUCUCCUGCGCUCGUGCCAGGAACCAGGAUCCCAGUUCCUCAUCUCCAACCAGAAGUUCGCCAUCAACUACAAGAAGUGCCCGGGCAUUGGGGAAUCUUUCGAUGGACGAGUCGAAUUCUCCUGCCUCGGAAACUGGUUCGUCGGGAAGAACCACUUCUUCGCCGUCGUCAACACGAAGGAGUCGCGGAAGGAGGAGAAAUACAGGUGCUUCGUCAGGAACCGCGAAGAUGAUCUCUACCUCGGCCAUUCCCUUACGCCGGAGUGCUCUGUGCUGAAGACGCCCGAAAACAGCCCCGUUCGAUUCAGACUUUCCUAUGCCAAGCACGAGGAAGUGAGUCCGGGCUGCCUUCUGCCUCGCAACAUGACCGGGAAAUGGAUCUCAACGGGCUCGGGCGAACCAGAAGUGACCGUCAACUCCACACACAUCUCGGAGUCCACGUGGAGGGGCUAUAGCAUGAAGACAGCUCAUUACGUGUGUUUGCAGCAAAGGGGAAAUCGGUAUCUUACGGCAAAGUUGAGCGUCGAGGGUUGCCAGACGGAAUACGUGUGUUGGGAAUUCGUGCCUCGACACCAUAACAUUAUUCGGUACAGGAGAAGCUGGGCUGUUAUCUAUUCUGAUUUCCAAGUGUGUGAUUAUGCAAAUUUCCGAAGCGGUCGGGAGUGGAAGUAUGAUACGCUGAUUGCGGACGCCCCUGACCCCAUUCCCUGCCCCUUCAGCGGUCGCUUCUCCUUCGGCCAGCGAGGUCCUUCUCCCUUCGAGCCCCGGAUACUUGGCGGGGUCACCUCCUCCCCCCUGGAUACUUACCGAUGCCACAGGAGGAUCACCGAGAUGGCUGUGUGCGACGAGGAGAGGAAGUGGAUCAUGAUCGAUACGGAUCGCUGUGUUACUCUCAAUAAGGAUGGUCACCCAGUUGAUUUUAAUAGUGUUAGUGACUACCGACUCCAAUGUGUAGGUUACUGGAAGGAAAACUUACUGUCUUAUCUGGUGACCUAUGACCCCUCCGACUCCGCUUCGAGGUUCAGGUGCUGGGUCUACCUACGCAUCGGCGAAACGAAACUACGCCUGUCGCAGUCCGUCGGCGCCGCGUGUGGACUCAACCAGACUUUUCUCUCGUCGACUUACGAGGAGAGCGCGGCUGUUGCACUCAACCUCACCUUCGAAGAACGACUGUACGACCAGUGUCCUUUGUAUUACGACGACGGAAGCGACCCAUGGCGACCCACGGACAUCAUAAGAACAGUUUUUCGUUUUUCUAGUCACAACCCAUCCGUCCAUGGCCCUCAAAUCCUUGCCCUUAUCCUCCCUGUGAUGACUCUGCUCAGGUAAAUGACGGGGAAUCUUCGAGAAAUCGCCCGUUAUGGCUGUGACCCUCUAUUUGUGUUUUUUUUUUUUUUUUUUAUGUCUUCGUUUCCACUUGUAGCUGUAUUUGUGUACUGUAUCUGUGUAUAUUGUAUAAGUUAGUGUGGAAUCACCGGGAGUUAUUCCUGUUGUUGGUGAAGAAUUUAGGUGUUGAGAUGAUUUGCAUAUUUGUGAAUGUAUGUAUGUAUGUAUUUACACACAAAUAUACGUGUACUUGUGUGUGUGAUUGCGUGUGUGUGUGUGUGUGUGUGUGUGUGUGUGUGUGUGUGUGUGUGUGUGUGUGAUUGCGUGUGUGUGUGUGUGUGUGUGUGUGUGUGUAAGUAUUCAAGAAGCCAUUUGUCUGGCCAAAGAAGUCUGUUUCAUUUGCUAUGUUCAAAAUUCCACUGUUAUGAGAUCCAUAGUUAUAACUAGAUAUAUAAGUAUCUUUCUUAAAGGUCGAUGAUAUGCAUUGCUAUGACUAGAUGUAUAAUUUCUUUUCUUCCAUUUUCUCACAUAAUUCUCAUAGUCUGUUAGGUAUUUCUCAUCAGAAAUGGUUUUUGAUAUAUAAUAAUACUUUCUUAGGGCAUUCUGUACAUUACAUUUUAUGAAAUUAAGUUCUCUGAUAGAUAUCUUCCUUACGUGAUGCAAAACGUACUUUUAUUCACUGUGAGAUAUCUAUAUAUGUUGUAGUGAGUAAUCUUUACUGUCGCAUUCUUGUUUCAAAGAAUUAGAAUGCACACCUAUAAUUAUUCAUUUUGUAUUACCUAUAUUAUUAGGUAGAUAUUAUCAGUUCACAGUCACGUUUAUUGUGAUGUUUCGCUUGAUACUGAGCGUGUUGCACAAAAUACUCAGACAAAAAAAAAAACAGUAUAUCAUCGGAAACACGUGUAAUUAGUGGUGUUUCAUGUUUAAGGAGAGUACAGUCAUCAUUACAGAACACUAAAAUGAGUAAGGUAUUUACAAAAUCCUUAGAAAAAAAAACAGUAUUCACAAAUAUACAAAAUCGUAGGGGAAAAAAGUAUUCACAAAUGGUCCAUGUCUACAAUAUCGUUAAAAAAAAAACAGUUUUCAUAAUUGGUUUAUAUCUACUCAAGGUGACACAAGAGUUGCGAAUUUCGAUAAAUACAUUUUUGUGUAUUAUGUAUCCUUCUGAUGUUGUCUUCGUUAUUAGAGUGAAUAACUAGAGGCCUUUUUUCUGUUCUCCCUCAUUCGUCACUUUCGAAGUCAUGUGGCAGACGUCGUGUGUCAUGAGUCAGAGAAAAAAAAUGAAAAAGAUAAACACAGGGUUAUUGGUUAAAAGAUAUAUGCAUAAAUUAAUGAGACCGGAAUAUAGCCUAUUUAUGCAAGGAGAUAGAACAUGAAGACGCAUGGCAUAUAUGUAUUCAAAUUUUGUUCUGUUUUAAUAAUGAAUUUGAUAUCGUAUUUGAUGACUGCAUUACAAGGAAGAUGAAAAACAAAAAUGCAACUGAUCGUUAAGUACUUUCUGAACAUAGUGUAUAUCAUACAUGGGGACACAUACCAAAUAUCGCUUGAGUUUAAGUGAGUGUUUUAAUUGUUUUUUACGCUUCUAAAACACACAUGAUGACUUUGUAUAUUAUAGAUUCUCCUAAGAUGAUGACCGUACAUUUCUAGUAUUCAUGAUACUGUUGAAAAGGUCUCAAAAGAUGAUUUUGAUGGUUAUUAUAACACAUUCUGUACAGUGUAUGAUGUGCAGUACAGGGAUGUGGAUACGAGUUGUAUAUUUCUAAAUAAACGGUGU